Oryza sativa Japonica Group (Japanese rice) is the source of this 1212-nucleotide messenger RNA. NCBI's taxonomy places the organism in Eukaryota, Viridiplantae, Streptophyta, Magnoliopsida, Poales, Poaceae. The record is from RefSeq and is a predicted model, not a curated record.
UUUGCAAGCAGGCAGAGGAAUAUAUGGCGCACAUUCAGAAUGUUGAGAUGCCACGCAUUCAUGCAGCCACAUAUAUAGAUAGAUAGAUGUACACGCACGAUCGACUCACACACACGGUUAAAAGAGGCGCAUCCAUCCAUCGGUCGAACUCUGAAAAGGAAUCAUCAGUCGUUGCUGCAUCAUUUGUCAUAUCGGUUAUUCAGAGACCGGAGGAGUAUAUAUAAGCAGGUGAGGCCGGCAAUGACGAGAUAGAUAGGUAGAUCGCAUCGCAGCGAGGAAGAAGAUCGAUGAGUCGGAUACACCCUUCGAAUCAACGCCAAGAUGCCGCCGCCGCCGCCGCCGCAUCAACGGCAGCAGCGCGAGCGGCGGUGUACACGGUGUGGAAGAGGUCCAGCAUGGGCUUCCAGGGCACCGACGGCUUCUCCGUCUACGACCACGCCGGCACCCUCGCCUUCCGUGUUGACAACUACUCCCGCCGCCGCAAGCUCUUCUCCGGCGACCUGCUGCUCAUGGAUGGACAUGGCUCGCCUCUCCUCGCCCUCACCCCACAGUGCAGCAGAUGGGCCAAAGAACAGAAACCAACCAUUAAUAGAACCCAUGGGGAAGCGUCAGAAGAAGGCCAAGGCAAGAGGACAAGAUCACAACAACUCUUCUCAAUGAGAAAAUGCUCAGUUAUGCAAAGCAGUCAUGAAGCAGAAGUGCACAUGUCAGGAUGUACCCAUGCUUCGUCAGAUCGUACUGGCCAUGUUCCAGGCUUCUCAAUCGAGGGCAGUUUCAGGAGAAGAAGUUGCAAGAUCCGCAACAGCGUCGGUGAGGAAGUCGCAAGGAUAACGAGGAAGAAGGCUGGAGCAGCAUCGUUGUCACUGACUCUUGCUGAAGAUGUUUUCAGUCUUGAGGUCCAACCGAAUGUAGAUUGUGCGAUGAUCAUGGCUUUCGUCAUUGCUCUCGACCGGAUCUGCUGGAAGCCAUACACACCUAUGAUCUGUUCUUCAUAGUUCAAGGUGAUGAGCUCUAUUUGACAUGUAGGAAAAUAGAUGUUUCAAUUCAAGUGAAAUCGACGAAUUAACUCAAGAAGCUAGUAUGAGACUGUAGUCACUAAUUGUACUGUCGAUUGACUGGGACUAACAUAACAUGUAACUUGUUCUAAAUUUGACUACUUAAGAAAGGAAGAUCGAAUUUGCAGAUUGAAUCAAAAUCUCUUGCUUCCUCCUA